AUGUCCAAAUCAAUUGCAGUAUUUGGAGGUAACGGGUUCCUAGGCCGGAAAAUAUGUGAAGUCGGAAUCAAUCGAGGAUACAAUAUAACGUCGUAUUCGCGAUCAGGCCAACCACCCAAACUCCAUACUCAACAACCACCAUCGUGGAUUAAACAAGUAUCGUGGCAAAAAUGCGAUAUAUUCCAUCCGCAUCAAUCCAUAUCACCUGCACAAUUGAGUCAAUUCGACACCAUAAUCCAUUCAAUUGGAAUUUUAUUUGAAGAUGCCUCGUACAAGAAACUGAUGAAUUCAAAUUUUGGCAUAUUACAAGAUGUACAACGAUUGGCUAAUAGGGCAAUGGGGUCUAACCCAAUGCAAAAGGAUAAAUCGAAUCAGAGUUAUGAGGCAAUCCAACGUGAUUCUGCUGUAUUGAUUGCUGAUGAAUAUAUCAAUGCUAGAGUAGAUGCAUUAAAGAAGACUAAAAAUAGUGAUAGUGCUUCUACUACCACCGGAAAUGAUGACAAAGAUUUGAAUUCAGUAGUGGGCAACUAUGUUUACAUCUCAGCUGACCAAAACCCACCGAUUGUUCCUCAACGCUAUAUAAUCACCAAACGAGAAGCCGAGUUCGAAUUGAGCAAUAAACCCCAUUUGCGUAGUAUACUAAUGAGACCAGGAAUCAUGUAUGAAGAAGAUCAUUUUCCACAACACGAUAAUACUGGAGUUACGAAUAGAGACGUGUUGGUGAAAGGGUUGAAGUUGGGUGUCAAUUUGAAAAACACCGUUUUGGGACAGCAUUUCCUAAGUAAUGUGAUUAGACCCGUGGUUAGUACCACUCAAGUUGCCAAUGCUAUAUUUGAUAAAUUAGAAGACGAUGAGUUCAGAGGAGGGGUGGUGCCUGUUGAGGAGAUUGAACAAGAGCCAAACUUUUUUUGA
Messenger RNA from Lodderomyces margitis, 912 nucleotides. RefSeq names its product ubiquinone biosynthesis protein. The record is from RefSeq and is a predicted model, not a curated record. NCBI's taxonomy places the organism in Eukaryota, Fungi, Ascomycota, Pichiomycetes, Serinales, Debaryomycetaceae. The transcript has a single exon. Gene Ontology annotation, molecular function: protein-containing complex binding. Gene Ontology annotation, cellular component: mitochondrion. Bases 1 to 912 code for a protein of 303 amino acids.